This is a messenger RNA of Notodromas monacha, 408 nucleotides long. The record is from the annotation of a GenBank genome assembly. NCBI's taxonomy places the organism in Eukaryota, Metazoa, Arthropoda, Ostracoda, Podocopida, Cyprididae.
GCAUUGCACACUCUGGAGAAAGGCGACAAGAAAGUCGAGAAGGCCCAAGAGGACAUAUCGAAAAAUCUUACCCUGAUGAAGAACAUGCUGUACGGCACUGGAGAGGCUGAACCGCAGAAUGAAAUCGUUGUAGCGCAGCUAGCGCAGGAAUUAUAUAAUUCUAAUUUGCUUCUCCUGCUGAUACAGAAUUUGAACAAGAUCGAGUUCGAGAGCAAGAAAGACGUAGCCCAAAUUUUCAACAACGUUCUGAGGCGACAAAUCGGCACCAGAACUCCCACUGUCGAGUAUAUAAUGGCGCAUCCCGAUAUACUCUUCACGUUGAUGAGAGGCUACGAGCAUCAAGAAAUUGCUCUGAAUUGUGGCACCAUGUUGAGAGAAUGCUGCCGGUAUGAAACCCUUGCCAAGAUA